Messenger RNA from Suillus clintonianus, 1121 nucleotides. Its product is annotated as ubiquitin-related domain-containing protein. Gene Ontology annotation, molecular function: protein binding. The transcript is spliced from 3 exons. Bases 104 to 967 code for a protein of 287 amino acids. The record is from RefSeq and is a predicted model, not a curated record. NCBI's taxonomy places the organism in Eukaryota, Fungi, Basidiomycota, Agaricomycetes, Boletales, Suillaceae.
GUAACGUUGCUUUCUAACGAGCUGUGCCUAUUCAGGAACACCUCAACCUUCAGUUGUCGGUUUACGUCUUUUAUCUCGACCCUCGCGUCGAAACUUGGGCGCGAUGAAUGCAUCUACUUCUGCCUCACAUUUGCAGGCUAUGGAAAACCAACACUCAUCAGAUGACCCAGCCUCGUCCCCACCGCAACCAGACUCCUCAACAGCACACGCAAGCGCUGCCCCUUCAUUAGGUCGUGGAACGUUUUAUCCUCCCGUUCCACCUUCUGCUGAACGUCCAUACACUGUUCAUGGUCCCUCGGGUACGCUCCCACGUGCUGCAUUCGCCACAGGCCCAUAUAACUCCGCGAGUGCUCGCACGUCGUUCACUCAUGUCGAUGUCGACAGCGUUCCGACCGUUGGAGCAUACCCUCCCCUUCCGAAUUCGAAUUUACCCUCAGGACAAGCUGCGCCAGACACUACGGUGAACAAUACUGAAGCACUUGCACCAGCUACCGCAGACGGAACUACUGCAUCAGAGGGUAUUGUACCUCAGACACCUCAAGUGUCCUUGACAUUCCUCCUCGUUUCUGGCCGAAGGCGGACUAUGUCGUUCGACCCUGCAAUAACAAUAGGAAGGGUCAAAGAGCUGGUGUGGAACGCAUGGCCUGCAGAUUGGCAAGACGAAAGUCCACAAGCCCCGUCGCAUUUGCGAAUUCUUUACCUAGGCAAGAUUCUGCAAGACGAGGACACUCUUACUCAUCUUUCAUUUCCAACUUCUCUACCAUCGUCGUCGUCUUCCCUACCCACAAUUGUUCAUCUUUCCAUUCGUCCCUCCAACACAUCAACGGUUGAUGAUACUCUGAAGAAGAGACGCCUUAGCAAUGCAUUUUCCCGCAGGGGAACAUUAGGCACCGACACAGAGAUUGCACGCGAAGGUGCUGAUGAUGCCGUGGGAUCGGGAUGUUGCUGUGGAUGCAUCAUUUGCUAAUGGGGGCAGAGGUACCUGACAAUUUAGAAGAUCCAUCAGUUUGGUCUGGGAGCAGGUUACCAUUUCAGCAUGGGGACAUAUGCACGUGAAAUCUGCUAACGACAUGGAGGGGGACUUUUAUAUGGAGGAGGACUGGCUUUGUUUACGGAUGGUA